This is a messenger RNA of Equus caballus (horse), 7212 nucleotides long. NCBI's taxonomy places the organism in Eukaryota, Metazoa, Chordata, Mammalia, Perissodactyla, Equidae. The record is from RefSeq and is a predicted model, not a curated record.
AGGCAGGUCCUCACUCACUUCUGCCUGGCUCCAGGAGAUGACAGGGAAGUUUACAGAUACUGAGGACUCCUUCGAAUGGCUGGCGGGGCUAUGGUCAACUGCAAAGACCUCUUUCCCCAGGCCUCAUACCCAAGGGGAUAGGUCAUCCCUUUAUCUGUUUGGAUUUACACCUCUCCUUGGUACUGUCCGCAGCAAACAUUUUAGAUCAAGGGUGAGUGGGGAGCCGAGAAGCUCCCCCUCGGUAGCUCCAGUGGUGUGCCAAGCAGCCUGCCAUAUCUUGGUUCUGGUUUCUUUGGAGCAUCAGUGCCUCCUUUCUUUUCUGAGCAUGGACUAAGCUUUGCCUGAUCAAAGCUUAGUCUUAGUUCAAGACUUGGCUCUUUCCAAGAUUCCUAUUGUGCUAAGGAAAGUUCCUUUCAAUUGUUAUAGUGUUUCUCAACAGGGCACUGAUAGCUUUAGGCCAGACAAUUCCUGUACCCACCAGCCUUUAUGACAAGCAAAACACACCUAUUUUCAGAGUCCCCCUAGGGCAUCUCAAUGCCUGGUUGAGAAGCACUGUUACUUAGAGGGUGAAUGCCUAAGUGUCUUCCAUCUUUAAAAAAAAAUCCCUUGACCCCAGAGCUCUCCCUCUUGGGGAGUUUUAUAGAAAGACAGUCAUAUCAACUUCAGUUAAUGAUAAUCCUCUCUCUUCUCCAAUGUAGAUGAUUUUUCUUUUCUUCUUGAGCAGUUCUCUAGAAGUUAAACAACAGCGUUAAAUGAUACUGACAAUGGCGGGCACUUGUGAUUUGCACCUGAUUUUAAUGUAUGAUGUUGGCUUUUGGAUUAAGAUAGACAGUGGCCUGGCGCAAGCGCUGGUUUGUCCUGCGGCGCGGCCGCAUGAGCGGCAACCCCGACGUCUUGGAGUACUACAGGAACAAGCACUCAAGCAAGCCCAUCCGCGUGAUAGACCUCAGCGAAUGUGCAGUGUGCAAGCAUGCGGGCCCUGGCUUUGUUCGCAAGGAAUUUCAGAAUAAUUUUGUGUUCAUUGUCAAGACUACUUCUCGUACAUUCUAUCUAGUGGCCAAGACUGAGGAGGAAAUGCAGGUGUGGGUGCACAGCAUCAGUCAGGUCUGCAACCUCAGCCACCUGGAGGAUGGUGCAGCAGAUUCCAUGGAGAGCCUCUCUCACCUGCCCUCCUCCCUUCACAUGGCCCAUGCUGUCAGCUCCUCCUUGCCAAGAGAUGACCCAAGCACUAGUACCAUAGCCACUGAGGAAACCAGAAGUGAGUCAGAGUUUCUCUUCCUUCCUGAUUAUCUGAUUCUGUCCAACUGUGAGACUGGAAGACUGCACCAUGCCAGUCUACCCACCAGAUGUGAUAGCUGGUCAAACUCAGACCGCUCAUUGGAACAGACUUCAUUCGAUGAUGUUUUUGUCGACUGUCUGCAGCCGCUGCCCUCUAGUAACUUGGUCCACCCCUCACGCCAUGGGAAUGGAUCUCAGGAGGUGCCUUCCACGAGGGCUCAGGCUGCCCUAAUCUGGAGUAGAGAUAUUAAUGGGCCAUCCAGGGACCACUUUUCUUCACCAUUGCUGCAAACUUCCUUAAAUUCCACCAUUCAGGUAGAUAAAAACCAAGGUUCCUUGUCCUAUGGGGUAAAAGAAGUAGACAUUAUGUCCAACACACCACCUCCCCGACCCCCUAAGCCAAGCCAUCUCUCUGAACGGCGCCAAGAGGAGCAGCUCCUAUGGAGUGGGCACAGCAACGUCAAAAAGGCAGACAGCGCUAUGGUACCAAGAAGAAUCUCCCUCUCUGGUUUAGAUCACAUGAGAACCUGGAAAGCUGAUGUAGAAGGCCAAUCUUUAAGACACCGAGACAAACGGCUUAGUUUAAAUUUGCCAUGCAGGUUCUCCCCAAUGUACCCCACAGCUUCAGCCAGUGCCGAAGACAGCUAUGUGCCCAUGGGCCCCCAGGCCAUUGCCUCUGGUCUUGGAACCCACUGCAGCCCUGAUGAGUACAUCGCAAUGAGCUCAGGAAGCAUCUCAAGCCCACUGCCUGAGCUACCUGCAAACCUGGAGCCUCCUCCAGUCAAUAGAGAUCUCAAGCCUCAGAGGAAACCACAGCCACCUCCCCUGGACCUGAGAAACCUCUCCACUAUCCGGGAACACGCGUCUCUAACCAGGACUCGCACAGUGCCGUGCAAUCGAACCAGCUUUCUCUCUCCAGAAAGAAAUGGUAUUAAUUCUGCAAGAUUUUUUGCCAAUUCUAUUUCCAGAGAAGAGGAAGAAAGCUACAUCCAAAUGCAGGAGCACAGAACAGCCAACUCCCUGAGCAGUGGUGCUCUGACGUGCACGAAGAAAUUCAGCCUGGAUUAUUUAGCCCUGGACUUCAAUUCAGCAUCACCAGCCCCUGUACAACAGAAACUUCUCCUUUCAGAAGAACAAAGAGUAGACUAUGUCCAAGUGGAUGAGCAGAAGACACAAGCUCUCCAGAGCACAAAGCAGGAGUGGACGGAUGAGAGACAAUCUAAAGCGUGAGACAUGUGAGCUUGGGCUGUGUGUGAGACAGGGAAGCAUGGGGCUCGCUUUCAGGUUUUUUUGCUAGAAUUGCACCGGUGGUCAAUGCCAGUCAAGAUGCAGAGAGAAUGUGUAAUUUCCAUGGGCUUAGCAAGAAUCUUUGGGACAGAGGAUCUAUUUGUACACAUUGAACAGAGAGAAGAAGGAAGCAAUCUCCUCCCAGAGGAGGCUCUGAGGAAGUCCAGCCCCUGCUGCUGCCCCUGCCUGUCACAACAGUUUCCUUCUCUGUCCACACUUGUUCAUGCCCAGAGCCUCAUGGAUGCUUGGAGUUGGCUCCACAGUCACAAGAGGCAGACAUGGAGGAUUCCACAGCUGCAGACUGAGAUGUAGAAAACCCCAUUCAUUCAGGCAGAGUUGGAACAACAAAAACAACACUUGGGCGAAUAUUUUUCCCAGAGCUUGGUUAAAAAUCUCUCCAGUGAAGUGUUUGGAGUGUAGAUUGGAGUCAGUAUUGCUACUGACAGGAUAGGAUCAUUUGACUCCAAUACCUGAAAUUCUGACUUCUCUCCUGUGUUUCCUUUGGAAUCAUAAAUUAUCCCAGGAGAGAGGCACCUGGAGACCAUCUUGUCCUAAAAACAUGGCUGAGGAAAUCAAGCCCAGCAACAGUGGCAGAAUCUAUGCUUCUUACUCCAAAAACUCCAGCAGACAAAUCAUUUCUAUCCCCAAAGAAAGAUAAUUCAAGUGAAAAGAGCACUGAAUCCUGGGCUCCAGGAUGAGCUUAUCAGAUGAUACUGGUGGCUUUAAGGAUGUCCUGGUUAAGCUGCUACCUGUGGCUAAGUGUUCCGUUGCUGUUGGCCUUUUCCCAGAAUGCUUUCACAUGCAUCUUCUCAUCUCUUUCCCUAAAAGACUUCGGAAGCUAGGCUUGGCAAAGAUUGUUGUUCCCACUUUGAAAAAAAGAAAAUUGAGAAGCAGAGGAGGGAACACUUUGCCCAAGAUCACUCAUAGAGCUGAGACACAGAGUCAGGCUUAGAAUAGAGUUGGCCAGGCUGCCUAUUGAAGGCUCAUUGCACUGUCUCACACUGCGUCUGAGGAUUGUGAUGAAAUCCAUAAGUGUGGUCAACCUUGAAGACACGUGGGAAACAUGUGCAGAUGCAAGAUGAGCCAUCAUCUCCUCUCCAUUUCAUAGGAUUUUGAGCAGGUGUUUUUAUACUUGAAAGGUAUAUGUGUCAAGCCAGGGUUCCUUUGUAUGGUGUCCAAACAGGGAACUCUAACAUAAUCAGUAGUUACCAUUAGAAAUACUUCCUGACGAUCAGUGUAAAAUCCAUUCUUGGAGCAUGUGGUCCCUUUGCAAUGUGUUUCCUGCCAGCUAGCUACUGUUUGCAGAAGAAUUUUUGCCACCUUGGGGAAGGCACAAAUCUUCCCUGAAUAUCCUAUGCUGGACCCAAGCUUUUGACUGAUAAAGAAUUACGACCAGAAAAACAAACAGAAAAACAAUGAGUUCUGGUCUCAGGUUUCCUCGCUAAUUUUUCUCUUCUGCUUUAGUGAUGACUAGGUCCUUUAUCGGGCACUGGGGAAGAAUAAAGACUCAGUUGGGCAUGUGAUUUUACUUAAUGCCCCUUCCUUAUCCUUCUGAGCACCUGCAGCAGGAAGAUAGAUCUGAACAACUAAGAAUUAAGCAGAUACUGGUCUACCAUUCUGACUGGCACUGUGUCUUAUAUAUAAGGAAGAAUCAAAUAGGCAGGCAGGUCUAUGACAGUCAGGGUUAGUCAAAGCAGUUUUAGGCUUUGCUGCAGGGUUUCAGGGUUUCAGACUGCCCCAAAGGUAAGUAAAUGCCAAAGUCUUAGUUUUUCAUACCAUGAGAGGAGUAAUUUUGAUGUUCAAAGAAGCAGGAUCUGGAGACAUCAUUUUUUUCCUGGAGCAAGGUGAGGAAAAACUGCCAAGUGCUUUAACUGAGUGAAGAGUCCUUACUGAGCCUGGACGGAACAAGGAAAAGGCUCCCCACAGCCGCGGCUGGCCCCAUAUCACUGCACCCCAGCUAGAGCCUGUAAAGAGCUGCCUUCUUCCCUAUGGGACUUGUGAAGAGCCACAGAGCUUCAGGCAAGAAUCCAGGGCUGCAGACUGCCAGUUCCUAUAGACGGUAGCUUCCUUAUGUGUAGAGCACCUGUGUUUAGAUCAUUGAUUACUGCCAAAGGUCAGUGCAGAAAAAUUGUUUGUCCAAAUGUCAAGAACCAUACCAGAUUGAAGAUAGAUCGGAAAAGUAAAUAGAGCUGAAAAUAUGUCACUAGUGAAGAGUCAUCCAACUGACCAAAAGGAAAAAAUCUGUUUCUACAAAACAUUUCCAGGGACAUAUUUACUGCAUGAAGCAAUACACAUUUGAGUGGUGUUACUUGUUUGGAAGUGAUUAAUUAGGGGUUUUAAAAAAAGAUGACUUCACUCUCAAUUCCAGGGUGUAUGCGAUUAUGUCCUGCUUUGAUAAAACUGCUAAUGGAUACACAAAAGCGUAAUAAGUCAGUGAUACAAAGUACAGGCAGUUUUUGAGCUGACAGCAGCAUAUCCUCCUGAGAAAGUCACCAUUAAGUCAAAACAAUGCUGGCCAAAUCUUGUUUUCUGGUGGAGAUAAUCCGUGUGUGACAGAGGGCUAUGAUUCUGACCAGGGUCUGAGGGUUUUGUUUUUUUUAACAGAAAUGAUCCCAGAUAUUCCAAAUCAAGUGCAUGUGGCAUGUCUUUACACUGUGCAGGGUGCAUCUUCUAGAGGAUUGGGGAAUCAACCUAACAGGACAAUGCAGCAGUUACUCCCACAUUGUUUUUUCUAGUUCCUCUCUGCUUUGCUUCCAUCUUUUUUCGUUAGGAAAUUCUUCUAGAUCAGGUGUUGUGUAGUGCAGAAGAGGGGAUGGAAGGGUCUCAAGCCUGCAAGCCCAUAAGGCCACAAUCCCAGGAAUGUUGGGAGUUAAGCUUUCCUUGGGGAGGGAGGAGCCCUAAGGCCUAGCAAACAGCCUGGCUAUCACGGAGUGAUCCUGUGGAGGUCAGUGUCCAGGCCAUUUCACUGUGGAAAAAAGAUCAGCUGAAUCAUGGCCUUUAGGUCCCAAUCAAGACUAAAGGCUCCCUUCAGGCCUGGCUUUCUCCCCUCAGGCUCCCUCAGUCCCCUUCCAUACCAUCUUUGUACCCACAAUCAUGCUGGUUUUUAAAAAUUCAUUGUGUUUUUACUAUUUCACUUCUGGCAUUAAUAAAAGUCUUAUAAGGAGGAGUCAUGACUUAAGUUCUCUCUUAUUUGUUUUAAGUGAUGACAUCCAAUAUAAAUAUAGAAUACAUUUUGAAAGCUGAAUAUGUGAAAAUGGACUUCAUUGCCAUUUUCAAGUACAACAAACUUAACGUUACUUACAUGGGAUGACCUACACACGUGUUAUUUCACUGCAAACAGUUGAGCUGGUGGCUGUAAUGAGUGCAGCUUCUUCUCAGCAAAACCACAUCUUGACAUCUUUUUUCUUGGUCAAAACCUAGCUUCAGUAAUUGACAGUGGUAUCAACGGCCCUCCCUGAUACCAUGUAUACAUGACCUUUGUCAUUACUGACAUUAGAAAGCAACAGACCCCAGCCUGCCUCUCCCAGUCCAGACUAAGCCCCUGACCCAAAGAUGAGCAGGUUGGCCCAAGGACUGACCUGAGAAGCUAACCUACAGAGACCUUGAACCCCAGGCCUCUUAUACUCCUGCCCCUUCACCAGACACCUCCCUAAGUUUCCAGCUUCCUACUUCUCCUUUAUUUCCCUUGAUCUUAAAUUGCAUUUAUUGUUAUCACUUCCUUACUUUAAUUGUGCCAUUUGUUUUAUAAAUUUAGUUUUUAUUUUUUGCAACUAAGACAGUGUGGCAUUGGUGCAGGCUGGAACAGGGGGCCCAAAGGGAGAAAAAGCAGAGCUGAGACGCAGACCCCCACCUACACAGGCAGUUCAUUUAUGACAGAGGGAGCACUGGAGGACCUUGGGAACCUGACAACCUUUCCAGUCAAGGGUGCCCGGUCACUGGAUAGAGAUCCACAUGGACAGUAAUGAACCUUGACCCCACUCUGCCGCCACACACAAACAUUGAUUCCAGGUGGGCCUCAAUGGGGAAGGCAGAGCAAUCGAUUUGACCUGUUCCCUCUGCUUUAUCAGGUCAUUUUGCUUCUGUCUACCACUGCUGUUUGGCUCUCUGUUUCAUGGUCAAAACCCAUAUUUUAAUGAGUUUUAGCCUUUGUUUGCCUUCGUGUAAAAGAACACAACCUAAUUGUUUUAUGUCUGUCUUGAAAUUUUAAAUUAUUUCAACUUUUUUGUUCUUCAAUUUGAGACUUUUAAUUCAUUUUCAUACUCUAUGGUGAUAGAAGACAGAAUAGUGGUUACCUCUAUUGGGGAGAUUAUUAUUGAUUGGAAAGGGCACAACAGAGCUUUCUAGACUGUUGGGAAUGUUCUGUAUCUUAAUCUGGCUGGUGGUUAUAUGAGUGUAUACAUAUGUAAAAAUUUAUCGAUGCAUAAAUUUAGUGUUUGUAAACUUUGCUGAAUAUAAAUUAUACCUCAACAAACCAGUUAGCAUGAAGAAAAAUAAAUGACUCCAGGGGAGUUAAAAAGUUAAUGUAAGAAACACAACCAUAAAACAUAUUAAAGGAAACUACAGGAAAACUUUUUAUUAUCUUGAGUGUGGAAGACCUUCAGCAGCAAGGCACAAAAGACAGAAGCAAUAAAGGAAAUAUUUAUUUCU